AGAUAGCCGGAGCGCGACGGUGUGGCAGGAUGAGCAGACCCCUGAAGGAGAAGCUCCAGCGCCUGCAGUGUCAUUUCACCUGGGAUUUUGAGAUCAAAGACAAAAUGAACAUCAGACACUCUCUUGUGACUCUGUCUCUCCGCCUGGAACACGGCCCCUUCCAUAACUGGGGCACCUAUCUCGCCCUGAAGGCCUAUCUGCGCCAUCUAGAGGGGAGCCCCAAAGAGGCCCUGGACAUCCUGGAGGAAGCCGAGGAGGUCUUGAGGAAGGAACCUCAAGAGACCUUCUCACGCCAGGUCCUGCUGGUCUACGGGAACUACGCCUGGAUCUGCUACCACUUGACCGAUUACGACAGGGUGGACCUCUACUUGGGACAGAUCCGCCAGAUCUGCCGGGACCUGUCCAGCCCUGAGCCCUACUCGGCCCCGAUCCCGGAGGUCUACACCCAGAAGGGCUGGUCCCUCUUGGCCAUGGGCUUCCGGAACGGCCAGCUUGCCAGGGAGUGUUUCCAGACGGCCCUGGAGCUGCAGGAGCCCAAUGCGGAGCUGGAGGAGGGCCUGACUUUCUCCACCUUUGCUUCCUGGACACACUUUUACGAUGACAAGUUACAGGAAGAGGGCCGGAAGUUGCUGGAAGGGCUGAUCCGUAGUCAGCCCGAAAAUUAUGAAGCCAAAAUAUACUUGGCACAGAUUCUCUGUUGGAAAAAUCCUGAAAGAGCGGGGCACCUUGCUGACGAUGUAGUCCAGAACAGUCUCAACCCGGAACUCCUGAGAAUGGCCGCCAAGGUCAUUAAGAUCCACUCUACCUCCCAGGCCAUUUCCACCCUGAAGAAGGCCAUCGCCCUCCAAGGUGACUACUAUCUCUUGCACCACGACCUUGGCAUGCGUUACAUGUACCUGUUAAAUCCAGGAUCCGAGGGGGACAGAGCGGAAAUCGUGGAAGACGCCAUUGAGUGCUUCAAACGGUCACUGGAAUUCGAUCCUGGAUCUGUGUUUUCCCGGCUGAAGCUGGCGAAGUUGUACGGAGAGAAACACCCGCUUUACGAGGAGGAGGUCUACCUGGGCUUGAUGGAGGAGCUGCCAACCGCCAGCAAGUGGUGCCAGAAGUCUUUCUAUCUGCACUGGGGGGAUUUCCUCCUCCGCAAGAAGGGGGAGAGGCAGGCAGCGCUGUGGGCGUACGAGGCUUGCUUGGAGGUGCCGGGGGACCACCCUCUGGAGCAGAAGCAACUGGAGCAGCGUCUGAAAGAGCUAGCCAGGGCCUUCCGUUCUGAAGGCGAGACGGAACAAGAGAGAGCGGUCCAGCGUCUGCUGUACGAAAUGGCAAGAAAGUGUUGGGCUCGUCGUCAAAAUGCAGCGUGGGCCCUGCCCUCAAGGGACCUUCCCCAGUAACCAGUUGGGAGUAUCGGGGUGCUCCAUCCCCAUGGGGGUGGUGCCCCCUCACAGCCCUGAGGCUGCUCCUUCCUGGGAUAUUUCUGGAAAGCAAAAUAAUGUGCAUGAAUAAUCCAGGGUGCACACCAGACAAUUUUACACCAUCCUGCUGCUUGCAGAUACGAACCUUGCGACAACAUAACAGUAUGUAGCGCCACCCCCGUAGGCAGCGCUUAAGUCCGGGCCCUCCCAACCUCCCCUCCAAGUGGCCACUAGCCCAAAAAGGCCACUCAUGUUGGCGCCUCUGCCUAACAGGGCACAUAACGUGGUAUUCAGUCACAAUUGGCAGCCACGCACAUGAGGCGGUGAUGGUCACUCUCUCUCAACGGUGACUCGCAUGGGUGGAUGGUGGUUGAUCUCUGGCAAUAAGAACCUUACAGGGAAGAUGGUAGUCAGUCUCUAAUGACAACAACUUGCCGAGAACGAUGUUAAUCAGCCUGUGGUGAUGGCAACUUGCCUAGAACGAUGGCGGUCAGUCUUUAGUGGCAACAACUUGCCUAAAGCAAUGGUAGCCAGCCGCUGGUGUCAACAACUUGCCCAGGACGAUGUUAAUCCAUCUUUGAUGACAACAACUUGCCUAGAAUGAUGGCAUCCAAUCUCUGGUGCUGGCAGAGGCCUCCCUCGUCCACUCUUCUCGCCCCUCUCUGACCUCACUCCAUGUAAUCCCCUUUUAUCUCCCUAUUAAAAAAACCCCUUACCUCUCACUAAAAGACGUAUGUCAAACUCUUCCCUAACUCUCCCUCUGCCUAGCUUACUCCAACAAGGGAAAGGGAUUAAAACUUCCCAAACUACCCCCUCUCUCUUCAUCUGGCCUGCCCAUAAUGAAAGAGAAAGAAACAAUAAAACUUCACUCCCCCCCUCUCUCUCUGCCUGUCCUGCUUCAAGCAAACGCUUCAAGCAAACAGCUCAUAUCAGGCGCUCUCUCUC
Messenger RNA from Crotalus tigris (Tiger rattlesnake), 2354 nucleotides. RefSeq names its product interferon-induced protein with tetratricopeptide repeats 5-like. The transcript has 2 exons. Gene Ontology annotation, biological process: defense response to virus. Bases 30 to 1388 code for a protein of 452 amino acids. Lineage: Eukaryota; Metazoa; Chordata; Lepidosauria; Squamata; Viperidae. Gene Ontology annotation, molecular function: protein binding. The record is from RefSeq and is a predicted model, not a curated record. Gene Ontology annotation, cellular component: cytosol.